AUGCUCUCCUCGGGCGCCGCCCACAAUGGGUGUUCGUGCUCGUCAUGUUCAUCCACCUGCUCACAACGAGGCUGCAACACCGAUCGCUGCCCACAUCCCCCGGCUGACCAGACUUACACUGUCGACCAACUUGGGCUUUUCCAACACAUCAGCAGUCAGGCCAACAAAUUCCUGAUGAUGGAAGAAGCGAAGGCUCGGAACAUGGUCCAACUGCUCAUUAGCAAUGCACUUGCAUUGCCAUAUCUCAUGGACGAAUUGCUUGCAAUGGCUGCGCUGCAUUUAAGCUCUCUGUCAUCGGACUUGGUGGAAAAACUAGGAUACCAACGUCAAGCAAGCCUACUGCACAAUCGCGCCAUCUCGCUUUACGAUAUGGGGUCUACGGCAGAUGCAGGCGGCGACAGUAUGGGCAAAUUUCUAUUCUACUCACUUCGGAGUUUACAAAACCUCUUGGAGAUCUCCGAAUGUGAACACGAUUCAUCAAGAUGUUUGCACCGGCUUGUCGAUUUCCUCCACUUCCACCAGAAAAUGCGAGCUCAUAAAGACCGAGCGCUGCAGGUUCUUCGAACGACGUCCCUACAGCCGUUGAUUCAAUCCAUAGCCGAUGUCGACCCAGAUGCCGCCAUAUCGAGAGGCGGACGUGCGUGUGAUGAGUUAUCGGCUCGGAUAGAGACGGCUGGCCUCGAUCCAGCUGCCAUGGAAUCGUGUCGAGUUGCGAUAAAACACCUGCGCUGGGUGUUCGGUGUGCAAGAGACAUUUCCCGCAGAGUUUGGCGGCAAAGCACACGUCGUUAUGGCCUGGCCACUCUUAAUCCCAGAACAUUUUGUAGAUCUGCUGGAUCAGCGUAGGCCGGAGGCGCUUGCAAUUGUGGCGCACUAUGCGGCCCUGCUGUAUAGUUGCAACGACCUGUGGGUCUUUGGCGACAGAGGAAAAUGUCUGGUGCAGUCGAUUUCUGGUUAUCUCCAACCAUAUUGGAGGGAGUGGCUGUCAUGGCCUAACAUAAUUGUAAACGCUGUUGGGUGGACCGAUUCUUGCGACGAUAGAUUGGUAUAG
Molecule: messenger RNA, 1050 nt
Organism: Truncatella angustata
Lineage: Eukaryota; Fungi; Ascomycota; Sordariomycetes; Amphisphaeriales; Sporocadaceae
Exons: 1
Coding region: 1-1050 (349 amino acids)
Biological process (GO): regulation of transcription by RNA polymerase II
Molecular function (GO): DNA-binding transcription activator activity, RNA polymerase II-specific
Source: RefSeq, a predicted model, not a curated record